CAUAUAAAGAUCCACUUAUAUUUGAAAAACAUUUAAAUUUUUUUGACAUAUAAAUGUUCCCAAGCGUUGAUGCAUCUACCUGUAUUCUUCUGCCAUGGGCACUGGAGAGUUUAUUUUGGUUUUUGGCGAAAACAGUGGAUAUAUUUAAGAUAACAUAUUCAUGCAGAAGUUGGUAACGAUGGUUGAGAGAGCUCUAUUGCUAUUGUCUUCAUCCCGUGUACAUGGCUAUGGCUUCUUGGAGCAUGCCAAGCCGGAGAUAACAAACUUUUUCAACAAGAGAAAUGUCCAGACAAUACUCUUUGUUCCCUAUGCCUUGAAAGAUUAUGACAAAUAUACCGCUGUAGUUAGUGAAGCGUUAACACCCAUGGGUUAUAAGGUUGAGGGUAUACAUACCAAAGGAGAUCCUAUCAAGGCCAUUGACUCUGCCCAGGCGAUAUUUGUAGGCGGAGGCAACACAUUUGUUCUUCUCAAGACAUUGUAUGAAAAGAAUCUGGUCGAAGUGAUACGGAAUCGUGUCCUAAAUCAGGGUGUGCCCUAUAUGGGUAGCAGUGCUGGUACAAAUGUGGCAACAGCAUCCAUAAAUACCACCAAUGAUAUGCCGGUGGCAUAUCCACCAUCAUUUGUUGCCCUAAAUUUGGUACCAUUCAAUAUCAAUCCCCAUUAUCUGGAAACCGAUCCGAAUACAAAACACAAAGGCGAGACAAGAGAUCAACGUAUUAAUGAGUACUUGGAAUAUGAGCAGCAAUCACGUGGUGUCUUGGGUUUACGUGAGGGUACAGCUCUAUUGGUUGAGGGUCAGAAGGCGACACUGUUGGGCGAUAGAAAUGCAAAAUUGUUCCGACCCAACCAAGAGCCGGUGGAAUAUAAACCAAAUGCCGAUUUGAGCUUUUUAUUGCAAUAGUGCCUUGUAAAUUAUAAAUCAUUAUCUGAGACAACAUUGGCGAUAAUGUGUAUGUUAUAAUAAGAACAUGCAACAACAAUGCUUCGCUGACGUAAAUUCCUUUGGAACUUCCAAAAGUGUGAGCACUUAUCCCAGCACUCUUGGUAUAUAUAUAGAUUUGUGGUAUCUUAGCCGUAAUUGUAAAUCAAAGACACCACACAACCUUUUCGAUUUGGGAGAUUCCCAUUUCAUGGAAUUAAAAAUGAGUAAAAUGGAUCGACUGCUUACAUAUCUGCAUGUAUAUUGGGAAAAUGUUUUGUACCUAUCAAAUAAUCUGUUAUUGUAUGCUUAAUAAAUUUUGUUAUAUUUUUAUUUAAAAAUUAAA
This is a messenger RNA of Musca domestica (house fly), 1265 nucleotides long. RefSeq names its product probable alpha-aspartyl dipeptidase. Gene Ontology annotation, molecular function: serine-type peptidase activity. Bases 161 to 901 code for a protein of 246 amino acids. The record is from RefSeq and is a predicted model, not a curated record. Gene Ontology annotation, biological process: proteolysis. The transcript is spliced from 4 exons. NCBI's taxonomy places the organism in Eukaryota, Metazoa, Arthropoda, Insecta, Diptera, Muscidae.